AUGCAACAGGUUGGGCAAAGAAUGAUGCUGAUGCCAGAUGCUGUUCCGACAAUAUUUCAGAAUUCUGAGGUUUGUGUCCACCUCCUUUUUUGAAGACUUGAACCGCCCAACUGGAGUUUAAAGCCAAAUUAGCCAAUUCAGAAUGAGCAUAUUUAAUUACGAUUUGUAAAUUAGUUUAAUUAAGCCUUUGAUCGAGCCCCAGUGCGACAUACUUAUUUUUUUCUUCUAAUGAUCAACGCCAGAUGAUUUUACUUGUCAUGGGUUAACUGCAUGUUUGUGUUAUUUUUAAAGUAGUUUUUCAAUGUCUUUUUUAACAUUCAGACAAGGUCUAGCUUUAUUCCAGCUGUGUCAAUAACAGCCUCUGAACUAGGUCAGGAUAUGAGGUACUGUACUGUGAGUAGUUUGAUUAACUGUAUAUUAGUAUAAUUACAUAGGUGAUUAUUGAAAAUUCUCCAUGCUGAUUGGUUACCGUUGAGGUGAUUAUUACGCGAUAAUCACCUAGGCGAUUUUCAAAAUGGUGGGCGAAGCCGUUUUGUCAAUUAAAAGACGAAGAAAUGUGCAUUUUUAAUUUUUUUUUCCAAAUAAUCACCUAUGAAAUUAUACUAACACAAUUAUUCACCUCAGGCUCGGUGAUUAUCGUGAAUAAAAACCUCGACUUCGUCUCGGUUUUUAUUCGCCGAUAAUCACCUCGCCUUCGGCGAAUAAUUGUUAAAUAAUUGGCCUGUAAUUAAUACAGUUUUACCCAAUAGUGCCUCAGCUCUCUCCCCUUGAGAAGUAAAAUUGUCUGGCAUCUGAGACAGAGUGAAAUAAUCUGGCAACAUUAAUUUAAUAAAACUAUUUCCCUAUUAAACUUACUAUGAAAUUAAAAUAGUGGUAUUCCUGUUUUGAUAUCUAGCUACCAUUUUUGCCGGAGUGUACAUGUAAAUUUGGGCCUUAUUUAGUGUAAUUUCAUAAAAAGUAACAAUUCAGUUUAAGAUGCUUGCCGAUGUUACUCUGAGUGUAUAUCCACACCGGGCAGGCUUGAAAAAUAUGCUUGGCCACGGUGGGAAUCGAACCUACGACCUUUGGAAUACUAGCCCAAUGCUCUGCCAACUGAGCUACGCGGUCAGGUCGGUUCGAGCAUGUAAUACAGCCAAACCCCUAUUAAGUGGACACCUUCAGGAUCUCGUCUAAGUGUCCGCUUAAAAGGGAUAUGUAGAAAAACACAGCAGGAGGCAAAGAUGUGUAAUUAUAGGUGUGUAAUUUGAGUAUCAAAACAGUAAAAAAUAUCUAGGAAAUAAUUAGCAUAAAAUGAGAAUUUCUUUGUGCAUAAAAAUUUAUUAGAAAAUGUAUACGUCUCUCACAGUCAUAUAAAAAAGGAAUCGAUACAAGUUUGCUUUCAAAGCUCACGCAGACGAUAGCCCAUUAUAUUGUCAUUUACAUAAAAAUGACGUUGGAAAGUUCUUCCAAACUUCGAAUUUUUGCGAAUUCUGCCAGCCGCUCGAAAACUUUAAGGGCUCCGGAGGAAGAUAUAAUGACUGGUUCGUUAAGAGACCAGUCAAAUUCAUCAUCUUCGUUCAGUUCGUUGUCAUCAUGAGUGAUCGGACACAUAUCUUUCGGCUCCUCGGCUGGCGGUUCACAGUCCUCCGUCCUCGCUCGUCACUUCCUCAAUAAUCUUGGCUCUGAUGUCUUCGCGCGAAGUUGGUGUGUCACUGUCAAUGUGCCAUGUAAAUUGAUCUCAAUUUUUAUUUACUGUCGAAUAUUGAAUACAUUUUAUAAGACAAUCUGUCAUCUGUCCGCUUAAGAGAGGUUGGUUUGCCCAUUGGGACCUCAAGUAAGGUAAUAGGGGUUAUGAUAACAGUAUUUUAUUAAAGAAAACGAAUGGGACCUGAGAUAUGUGUCCGCUUAAGAGAGGUGUCCGCUUAUAGAGGGGUUCGACUGUAUUUCGAAACCGAGUCUAGUUCCUUCGAUAUCGACUGAGUAUAAUCUAAUAAUCAUGAUAUUUGCUGUUUUAUCAUGAUUCUUAGAUUAUAUUGAUAUCGAAGGAACUAGACUCAGUUCCGAAAUAUUACAAGCUCGAACCGACCUGACCGCGUAGCUCAGUUGGCAGAGCAUUGGGCUAGUAUUCCAAAGGUCGUAGGUUCGAUUCCCACCGUGGCCAGGCAUAUUUUUCAAGCCUGCCCGGUGUGGAUAUACACUCAGAGUAACAUCACAAGCAUCUUAUUCACCUGAGUACACUACAGUAAAAGAGCAAAUAUCAAUUCAGUUUAAUGGCCAACAAUAAUAAUCUACUUGACCACUUCACAACAUUGAUAUUAACAUGCACCUUAAAAUUGUUUGUGUAUAAAAUUCCUUCUAUUGUUUUAAACUAAAUAUUUGUUGUUUUUUUCUGAACAGUGCUACUAAUUGAGCUGCGGUGGGGAUUUGUUGUGAAUAUUAUCCAGUUUAGUCGCAAGAAAUAUUCCCCAGUUUAAUUACAAGAAAUAUUUCCAUUGACUCAAUUUCUCGUUUAGUACAUUGGCGGCUUAGAAACCGAGAUACAAUUACUAUUCAUUGCUUUUCCUUCUUCAGGUAAUAAAGAAUUCCCAAGCAGACGCUGUAGAAGAGUUGAAAGGUAUGGCAGAUGAUGUAAAUGGUGUUACUUUAGCUUUAGAAAAGGAUGAAGUAUUAAAUUUGCAGGUUAUCAAUGACUCUGAGAUAACUACUAUGGAUAGUGUGAGUAUACAAGAAGUGUCGGAAGAAGUAAUUAGUGAAGACAAUGUAAGUAUACCAGGCAGAAAGAGAAAGCACUCCGACGAGAUAGUGUUUGAUUCAAACUGCGUUUCAAAUGAGGUAAGCUUGUCUCAGAAAAGAGCACGUACGACUAGUUCUUGUGAUAAAGCUGUGCGUGCAGAUCACACGUACUGUAUAAAAUCUCCUCGUAGAAUGAAAAGACGUCUUGAUGAUGUUGUAGAUAAAGCUACAAUUCUUAAGAAGAGAUUGGAAUCGUCACAAAAGAAACUAAGGAGGUACAGGGGAAAGGUUAGCACUUUGACCACGGUGGUAAGUGAAUUGAAAGAGCAAAAUCUUAUCAAUAAUGAUUGCGCAACUAUUUUAGAAACGACUUUUUCUGGAGUUUCUAGGGAGCUCAUGAAAAGGUUAGUUACACAAAAGGUAAAGAAAAAUCCUGGGGCGUAUCCACCCGAGCUAAGAUCAUUCGCCAUGACCCUAAAAUUCUAUUCAACGAAAGCGUAUAACUAUGUUCGAAAAAGUUUUGAUUUAGGGCUUCCACAUGUGUCUGUGAUUCGAUCAUGGUAUAGUUCUAUGAAUGGUGAGCCAGGUUUCACAAAGAACGCACUGGCAGCGUUGAAAGUUAAAGUUUUGGCUGCGAAAGAAAAUCGUCAAGAAGUUGUUUGCGCACUGAUGCUCGAUGAGAUGUCUAUACGCAAGCAUGUCGAGUGGGAUGGUAAGCAGUUCCGUGGUUAUGUUGACCUUGGUACAGGCAUCAAUGACGACUCGUUGCCUGAAGCAACAGAUGCUCUUGUUUUCAUGGCAGUGUCAGUGAACUCUGGUUGGAAAGUACCGUGUGGAUAUUUUCUAGUAAAUGGUCUUACCGGAGAGCAGAAAGCAAACUUGACCAAAGAAUGCAUAACCAAGUUGCACGAAGUUGGGGUGAAGGUGGUAUCUCUUACAUGCGACGGCCCCACGUCUCACCAGGCAAUGUUGAAAUUGCUCGGCGCUCAACUGUCACCGGAUAGUUUGCAAGCCUUCUUUCAACAUCCAUGUGACCCCAAGGCUAAGAUCUAUAUCCUCCUAGAUGCUUGUCAUAUGAUAAAAUUGGUGAGAAAUACGAUGUCGGACUGGGGAAUUCUGAAGGAUAAGGACGGUAAGGUAAUUCGUUGGCAAUUCUUGGUGCAAUUGCAGGAAUUACAAGAGUCAGAAGGUUUACAUCUUGCAAAUAAGCUUCGAUCGGCUCAUAUCAAAUGGAAGCCACAGAAAAUGAAGGUAAACCUGGCAGCGCAGGCGCUCAGUUCGAGUGUUGCAGAUGCUUUAGAGUAUUGUGAAGGUAAGCUGAAACUGCCACAAUUUCAAGGGUGUGGUCCAACAGUAAAGUUUAUCCGUGUUUUUGAUCGUCUUUUUGAUGUUUUGAAUUCCAGGAAUCCGCUGGCUAGAAAUUUCAAAGCGCCCAUUAGAAAAUCGAACUACCAGUAUACGAAGAGCUUUCUUGAUGAGGCAACUGAGUACAUUAGAAACCUGAAAACUUCAGACGGUCAGUCGAUCCUCGCGUCAAAAAGGAAAACAGGAUUUCUUGGUUUCCUGUUGUGCAUCAAUGCUGUUGUGGGAUUAACAGAAGAUCUCGUUAAUGCUCAGAAUCCUGUCCUGAAGUAUCUUCUGACGUACAAGAUGAGCCAAGAUCACUUGGAAUUAUUCUUUUCCGCUGUGCGAGCUUGCGGAGGGUGGAAUAAUAAUCCAACAACUCGCCAAUUUAUAGCAGCAUACAAGCAACUGAUGAUGAGACACAACAUCGAGGGAGGACGUGGAAACUGCACUCCUCAAGAUGAUACAGAGAUAUUGAACAGUGUCCAGGAUCAGCAUGAAAUCAACUCCUUACCUACUGGAGUUUCUGAUGUGGCAAUUGCAAGGAGAUAUGACUUGACGUUGAGACCGCCAGCUGCAGAUGAUCACGACUACUGUGAUGUUUCGAACGCUAUGGAACUAUCUGAAUACAAAGAGGCGGCCAUAUCAUAUAUUGCUGGGUAUGUGGUGAGAAUGGUCGAGAAAAAAAUCCACUGUCCGCAAUGUAUAGCAGCUUUGACAACAAACAAGGAAAACAUUCCAGACUUGUUUGUAACAUGGAAGACGAAUGGAGGUCUUAGAUUGCCGUCCCUCGGACUGAUCAAAAUAUGCGAGGAAACGGAAAAGUGUAUAAUGAGAAUGCUAAAUGCAAAUGGAGGUGGUCUACCUCAUAGCACUGGACUUUCAAAUGCGAUCGCUUCGACGGUGCUGUCAGUCUGUGUUGAAAAAGGGGUCUUUAGUACGUUAGAUGAACACAUGUUUGAUUCGGCUCCAGGGAACAACCACACGCUAAGUUUGAUUAAAUGCUGUUCUCAGAGUUAUGUGACCAUUCGCAUGCACCAUUUAAGCAAGUUGACAAAUGCGAGAAUGCAUGACAAGGUAAUACGUAAACAGUUUUCGAAGCUUGUGUUGUUCAAGCAUCAGUAA
Paramuricea clavata is the source of this 5181-nucleotide messenger RNA. The record is from the annotation of a GenBank genome assembly. NCBI's taxonomy places the organism in Eukaryota, Metazoa, Cnidaria, Anthozoa, Malacalcyonacea, Plexauridae.